Molecule: messenger RNA, 858 nt
Organism: Paramecium octaurelia
Lineage: Eukaryota; Ciliophora; Oligohymenophorea; Peniculida; Parameciidae
Source: the annotation of a GenBank genome assembly
AUGUUUUUUGAAUUGGUUUUUUUAUUUGGAAUAAUUGUUGGGGAGGAAAUUGUUUAUAGUGUGAGUAGUGCAUGUCGAUGUUAGUAAAUAUAGAGUGAAGCUGAUUGCAACUUUAAGUGUAAAUGGAAUACGGAUAAAUAGAAAUGCUAUGAUAAAAAAUGUUAUGAAAUAAUGGAUGAGGAGGCAUGUUUUAGUAGGGAUUGUAAUUACAUAGACGGUUAGUGUUAGAACUUGGAUAGUUGUAGUGACAUAUAGGUUAAAUUCUUUUGCAAUUCAAGUUCGAAAUGCAUUUAUGAUGAUUCGACGUAAAGCUGUAGGGAUGAAAUAACUUAAGAAUUGAAUUGCGAUUCUUUUUUUACUUAAAAUACUUGUUAAAAUAAUGUUGAUUCUAGUAAUAAUUAUUGUAUUUGGAUUGCUGGUGAUGUUGAUGAAGGAUAUGUCUAAAUACCUGGACAUGAUUAUGGUUCUUGUAAAAGCUAUCCAUUUCAGACUUGCGAUAGUGCAAACUUAGUCUUUAAUCCAAAAGAGUUGUGUGAAAGAAAUAGAAUUUCAUGUAGGUGGUUGAAUGAUAGUUGUUAACAAAUGGAUUGCCUUUACUUUGGGAGUGACGAGUAGCAAUGCAGAAAUAACUUUGCAUCUAUUAAGAAUGGGGAUAAGACUUUAUUAUGCAGUUGGAAUGCUGAGACGAAAUAAUGUGAAAAUGGGUUUGAUGUUUCAACGUUGGGAGAGUCUGAAUGUUAUAAUGAAAAUACUUUGUUUCAAUUGACAUUUGAUGAUUAGAAGAAGUAAUGUACAAAAUGCCCUGGGGUUGGGAUGAUUGUUAUGUGUAGUCUAUUAAUUUAAUUGAUAUUUUCGUGA